AUGGAGGAAAAAUACACAAAAUACCUUAUCUCUGUUUCUAGAAAACUGCUGCUUGAGUGUGGACAAACAGCUGAUCAACAUAUAUUAAGGAAUGUGGAAAAUAUUGUUAUGGUUCAGCUAUGUGCACGGUAUUUAAAGGAUGUAGGAUACUUGCAGUACUGUGUUUCACUUAAAAUAUGCAUCUUGUCUGGUAAUUUCCUUUCAAAUAUUGACGCACUUGAAUCUUGUACUUGUUUAAUUAAGCUGGAUCUCCAUAGCAAUCAGAUGCAAGACCUUCCAGGCCCUGUGUUUUGGAGGAACAUGAAGAACUUAAGUCUUCUGUAUCUUCAUGAUAAUACAAUUUCAAACCUAGAAAAUGUGCAUUCGUUAUCUUUCUGCCCUAAUCUUAUUGCCCUCACCUUGUUCAAUACUCCACUAAGCUUGAAAAUAGCCUAUAGGCACAUUGUAGUUAACAGCAUCAUUUCACUCAAGGCAUUGGACUACUAUGUCAUUUCUGAUGAGGAAAUAGUAGAAUCCUGGCGACUUCCUAAAAAAUACAAACCUUUUACCCUUAAAUUUUUUGUUGAUUUUUGCCCUCCUUUUGGAAAGGAAACUACAUUUCGGAAAGAAAUGAAAAUGGUAAGAAAGAUAAUUUCCAAGAUCAAUCACAUUCUGUCUCUUUAUUCUCCAAUCCUGAUUAUUCAGAAAUGGGUAAGAGGAUAUUUACAGAGAAAAAGAUUGUGCCUGAUUCCUUUACGUGAAGUUCUUCUACAUAAACGUUACAUCAGAGCUGGAAAAAAGGAAAUUUACAUUCAAGUCACGCCUUCAGUAUGUGAUACUAAAAGGUCUAUGCAUCACAUCAUUAAGACAGCACAGCACAGUGAGGCUGGAAAGCUUACAUCUGGGAUCCAAGUUUUAAAGAUGAAGGAUCUUAAGGAGCUUCAUUUGUAUCUGAAAGGAUUAAGACAGCCUGUUCUCUCAGCAGUACUCAAAUUUGAAGAGGAAAGAAAGAUAAAACAAAAGGAAUCAAAAAGGUUACCAAAGACAGAUCUCCUGGAUUGGAAACAAACUGAAAUGAAAGAAGAGAAGGAGAUGACAAGUCAGUUUAGGCUUUCAGUAGAUAAAAUGCCUUUCUAUGACAAGACUGUUGAACUGCAAGAGUAUCAAGACAGGCAGAAGGACUUUUUUGAUGAUGUGUAUGACUUGCAUUUUUUAAAGAAACCUCUUCCAGAAAUUAAGCCCAUGCAUGACCCAGGCUGCAUUGAGAGGAGGGCCUUUGUUAAAGCAUAUGGAUCUAUAAGACUUCGCCCAUUGUGUGCUGUGGAUAAAGCUUACUGGGAGACUCAGCAAUUGGACAUUUUGCUUAGAAAAGAGCGGGAAGUUAUGCAGAUGCAGAUUUCUCAAAAUGUAGCAAAAGAACGUACUUAUCAGUUAACUGACAAAAGAGCUGAAUAUCUUCAGAGGAAAUGCGAACAGGAGAAAUGUGUACUUCGUGAUAUUUUGAAAGAGCGCCAGGAGGAAAGAGCAGCGUUAAUUAGAAAAAUCAGACGAAAGCAUGUUACGUUUUUAGAAAGCAAAGCGGCAAAGACAGUAGAACAUACAUUUAUUCACGGCUUCAGUACUCAGCAUACGGCUUUGACAAAAGGCUUAUUGAGACUUGAUGGCUGGAGGAGCCGCCAGGAAUCCAAAGAUAAAAGAAGAAUUAUUGUUAAAAGCAUUAUAGAAGAACAUAAACAGCAUAAAGACAUGUUUAAACAUUUUCAAGAGCAGAGGCAAACCAUGUUACAACUUCGAGGUAAUGCUGAAAGAUUUUUUCGAAAAUAUGUGGUUGAUGAAAGGGCUAAGGAGAAAUCCCAGCAAGCCAAGGCAAAAGUUGCAACUAUAAAGGAGCCCAGAGUGAAAAUAAUGUACAAAUUGCCAGUAAUUGGCAGUUCUGGCAGAGCAGUGCCUAUAGAAGAAUAUGAUGUUUAA
Molecule: messenger RNA, 1950 nt
Organism: Euleptes europaea (tarantolino)
Lineage: Eukaryota; Metazoa; Chordata; Lepidosauria; Squamata; Sphaerodactylidae
Gene: LRRIQ3
Product: leucine rich repeats and IQ motif containing 3
Exons: 7
Coding region: 1-1950 (649 amino acids)
Molecular function (GO): protein binding
Source: RefSeq, a predicted model, not a curated record